Messenger RNA from Fopius arisanus, 1395 nucleotides. Its product is annotated as probable uridine nucleosidase 1. Gene Ontology annotation, molecular function: hydrolase activity, hydrolyzing N-glycosyl compounds. NCBI's taxonomy places the organism in Eukaryota, Metazoa, Arthropoda, Insecta, Hymenoptera, Braconidae. The record is from RefSeq and is a predicted model, not a curated record. The coding region runs from base 310 to 1368 and encodes 352 amino acids. The transcript is spliced from 5 exons.
AUCAUUUAGAUUCAUACAUAUCAUUAAGACUCAACGAACAGAAGAAACAGAAGAAAUUUCAGUAAAAUACCUACAUGAGGAAAGAAGAGGUGUCUAGUCUUGUUAAUAAGUGAUAUAUAUAUACAUACAAUGCUCGCAUUACUAUCGCAUCGUGAGUGUCAAUGAGUCGUUAAUCUCCUCACGAUACAAAGUGUCUAUAAAAAGCCGCCGAAAGAAAGACGGCUCUUCAUACCAUCGCACCAUCGAUUGAAUAAAUCGAUAAUAAAUACACGAGCAAGACUGUUCUAAAAAUAUUUGCGGAAAGCAGUGAUGAAGAGAAGAAUCGUGAUAAUGAUGAGCCUGUCAUUUCUGAUAGCCCUGAGUGUUGCUGUCACCGGGUGUCUGGCGUACUAUUUAACCGAUAAUCACGAUGUUAUUAUCAAAAAAUCGGAAAUGCUCGUUAUCGACACUGACGCCGGGGGUGAUGAUGCCAUGGCUAUUCUCCUAGCUUUAGCCGCCUGGAAGAGCAACGAUUCCGAUUUUGAAGUCGUGGGUAUCACGUGUGUCUACGGCAACACCUUCGAGGAAAAUGUUGAGAUCAAUGUGCUCAAGACACUCACCAUUGCCAACGCAUCCGAGAUUCCAGUAUAUGGAGGAUCGCAGAAGCCUUUGAUAUCCAGCAAUUUUACUAGCGAAAAAUAUUUUGGAGAGGAUGGUUUCGGGGAUUUUGUUUUUGAGGAUACCAUUACAGCUAGAGUAGAUCGGUCCCGACACGCUGCCCUUGUCCUCGUCGAACUGGCUAAGAAGCAUAAAGGUGAACUCAACAUUCUGGCCCUAGGACCCCUCACCAAUAUCGCACUGGCCCUCGCACUGGACCCCCAUUUUCUCCAGAAUGUUAAAAGAUUGUACGUCAUGGGUGGAAGUGUCGCAGGAAUGGGAAACAAAUCUCCAGGGGUUGAGUACAAUUUCGGACAGGAUCCUGAGAGCAAUUUUGUCACUUUUAACUCGAUGACUUUUUAUAAUAAAUCCCUUUUAUUAUUCCCGUGGGAAGCUUGUCGCAGUACUAAGAUAAGUCGGGAAUGGAGAACGAAUGUGUUGGGUACUGUUCCCUCGACAUCUAUGAGUUUCAUGAACAAAGUAGAAAAAAAAAUCCUGAACGAAAAGUUCUGGACACCAGCCGACGUAAUGACAGCAGCAGUAAUGAUAUGGCCGAAUUUAUCAGUAAAAACAUUUUCGACUCGAGUCACCGCAAUAACCGACGGUGCAGCACGUGGAGGUCUUCUCGUGGACUACAGCGAAGCCCCUGAAUAUUCCAAUACCGACAUUAUUCAGGAAUUGGACCCUCAGUGGUUCAAGCGCAUUCUCCUCAAGUACUUGUCUAGAAAUUGAGCACCCAAAAAGAAAAAAAUAAAAGUU